AUGGACGAGACUACGACUGGUCCAUGUACAGAUCAUUGCGAUAAUGCAGCUAUGAAACCUUUAAACAAUGAAAUUGAAGUAACACAAAUGUACCCAAUGAGGGGUAAAAAACGUAACUUGGCUUUCAUAUUCUGUCACGAAAAAUUUUAUAGAAAUAAAGAGAAAAAGCGAAUUGGAGUUGUAGCAGAUUGUAAUAAUUUAAUUCCUCUGCUACAAACGUUCAACUUUGCAGUAAAAAUUUAUAAAGAUCAAACAAGGGAUAAAAUAUUAGAUAUAUUAAGUAAAGUCGCACAAACGGUUCAAUCCGAUAUAGAUUGUCUUCUAAUUGUUGUAAUGACCCAUGGUCAUUCAGGCAUACUUUGUGCAUACGACGAACCAUAUGAUAUCAUCGAUCUGUGGAGUCCAUUUUCAGAAAAUAAUUGUCCUUCUCUCAAAGGAAAACCUAAACUAUUCUUUAUACAAGCAUGCCGUGGCGAUGAUGUUGAUGCUGGUACCGAGUUACAGUAUGAGGAAAAUACGCAAUUUAAACAACAAUUAUCAUCAGAGAACAGUUUACCGGAUGUAAGUGUUUACAAAUUAAGUCCAAUGGAACUUAUCAAAAUAAAGCUUGACAUGCUUCGUACACCUGAUGAACGAGAUUUCUUGAUCGGAUAUUCAACGGCACCAGUUUCGUUUAAAAAUAAAUAUGGAUCAUGGUUCAUUCAAGAAAUUUGUUCGAUAUUUGAAAGAUAUGGAAAAAAUUACGAUCUAUUAACUUUACUUACUUUCGUCUCUCUAAGUGUUGCAUUAAACUAUGUGUCUCGUAACGAAAAGGAACCAAAAUAUCAUGAUAAAAAGCAAGUACCGUGUAUUAUAAAUACAUUAACUAAGCGAUUGGUAAUAGGAAAAAAUGGAAAAAGCAACACUAUGUCGUAUGUUUAA
Polistes dominula (European paper wasp) is the source of this 921-nucleotide messenger RNA. RefSeq names its product caspase drICE-like. Lineage: Eukaryota; Metazoa; Arthropoda; Insecta; Hymenoptera; Vespidae. The record is from RefSeq and is a predicted model, not a curated record. Gene Ontology annotation, molecular function: cysteine-type endopeptidase activity. Gene Ontology annotation, biological process: proteolysis.